Molecule: messenger RNA, 2216 nt
Organism: Peromyscus leucopus (white-footed mouse)
Lineage: Eukaryota; Metazoa; Chordata; Mammalia; Rodentia; Cricetidae
Gene: Pnma1
Product: PNMA family member 1
Exons: 1
Coding region: 414-1475 (353 amino acids)
Source: RefSeq, a predicted model, not a curated record
CCCGCGCCUCCCACCGGCCGGCCGGGGAGCGGCGGGAGGAGCUGCCACGCCCCGCGACCGCACCCGGCCGUCUCCAGCCCGGAGCCCACCGCCUUCCAUCAGCCUGGCUUCCCUCCUCCACGCGGUGACGCCACGCACAGCUGCAGCCAGCCCCCGCCUGCUCGAACCAAAGAGGUCGACAUUCGGGUGGUAGGUGGAGUGACCCGAGGCUCCCCGGGACACUGACUUUGGGAUCCGGAAGGGACCAGACAGGACUCUGGUGUCAUUUGGUAAUGGUGGUUGCUUGAAGCUUGGUCGCCCCUUGGCCUACCCGCGGGAGGGAGGCAUGUUGUAUUGUCCUAGGUCCUACUGUAGCACUGUGAGCCUCUCCAAGCGGUGUUUGUAGAACUGGCACCCUUGACAGUUGGGCGAAAAUGGCUAUGACGCUCCUGGAAGACUGGUGCAGGGGGAUGGACGUGAACUCUCAGAGAGCUCUGCUGGUCUGGGGGAUCCCUGUGAACUGUGAUGAGGCUGAAAUCGAAGAGACUCUCCAAGCUGCGAUGCCCCAGGUGUCCUAUCGAGUACUGGGGAGAAUGUUCUGGAGGGAAGAAAAUGCCAAAGCAGCCUUGUUAGAGCUCACCGGGGCAGUGGACUACUCCCUGAUCCCUAGAGAGAUGCCAGGCAAAGGAGGACUCUGGAAAGUGAUGUUUAAGCCCCCCACUUCCGAUGCUGAGUUUUUGGAAAGGCUGCACCUCUUUCUAGCUAGGGAAGGGUGGACCGUGCAAGAUGUUGCUCGUGUGCUUGGGUUUCAGAACCCUGCUCCCGCUCCAGGCCCAGAAAUGCCAGCAGAGAUGCUCAACUAUAUUUUGGAUAAUGUUAUUCAGCCGCUUGUUGAAUCCAUAUGGUAUAAGAAGCUGACGCUGUUCUCUGGGAAGGACAUUCCCGGGCCUGGCGAAGAGACCUUUGAUUCCUGGCUGGAGCACUCCAGUGACGUCAUAGAAGAAUGGCAGGUAUCUGAUAUAGAAAAGAGACGGAGGUUGAUGGAGAGUUUGAGAGGCCCGGCUGCCGAUGUCAUUCGCAUCCUCAAGACCAACAACCCUGCCAUAACCACCGCAGAAUGCCUGAAGGCUCUCGAGCAGGUGUUUGGGAGCGUGGAGAGCUCCAGAGACACCCAGGUCCGGUUUCUGAACACUUACCAGAACCCAGGAGAAAAGUUGUCUUCGUACGUCAUCCGUCUGGAGCCUCUGCUGCAAAAGGUAGUGGAGAAGGGGGCCAUUGAUAAAGAAAAUGUAAACCAGGCGCGCCUGGAGCAGGUCAUCGCCGGGGCAAACCACAGUGGGGCCAUCCGGAGGCAAUUGUGGCUGACCGGGGCUGCGGAAAGACCCGCACCCAAUCUCUUCCAGUUGCUGGUGCAGAUUCGAGAGGAGGAAGCCAAAGAGGAGGAGGAGGAGGCCGAGGCGGCCCUCUUACAGCUAGGCCUGGAGGGGCACAUCUGAGUCCCUGGGGUGGCUUGGCUGCUUUUGUUACCCCUGUGCAGUCUUACAAGCCUGCCUCUCAUAGUAAAGACCUAGCCUCCCGAUUUUGUUUUGUUUUGUUUUCUAAGGGAUGGGAGAGGGGCGUCGGGCCUGUGUGCUUCGUGUAGCCGUCACAGAACUGUGUGAUUGGCUAGAGCGGCAGCAGUAGAGAUGGGUCAUGCGGCUGUAAGCAAACGCUUGCCGAGAGUCCUCCUGGGGACAUCUUUGACAGCUGUGGAAAAUGUGAAGCUGUGACACUUUUUGUCAAGAUGAUUGUGAACUUGAAAGUUCAGAUGCCUAGUGCAAGCCUGCCUCACAGGCUGUAUGGUACAAACUGUUAUAUUUGUUACCAAUAUCGUGGAUAGUUUGGCUGUACAUUGUCCCUAAUUUAUAUAGAUGGAAAGAAUGUGAAUCUAUUUGAUAUUACUCAUCUUGAAAAUUCAGAUUUCUAAUUUCUCGUGGCUCAACAUCAGAAUCAGUUUACCUGCAAAGUAUUCUAAGACUAAAAAUGGCCUGUUAGAAAAAUGCGCUUUUAUGGAGCUGCACAAUCGACUUCUCAUGGUGUAAGAUACAGAUAUAAACCAUAGCGGGAACUGCCAUGAACAAGCUACAUUUCCCCCACAUGAAAUAUUUGUCAUUUAAUUAUUGGUCAUGUUAAUGCUAAGUGUCCUAAAUUUGAAGUUAUCAAAUAGAUGUACACAAAUAAAAAUUUGAAAAUUCUCA